Molecule: messenger RNA, 970 nt
Organism: Amorphotheca resinae ATCC 22711
Lineage: Eukaryota; Fungi; Ascomycota; Leotiomycetes; Helotiales; Amorphothecaceae
Exons: 1
Coding region: 314-811 (165 amino acids)
Source: RefSeq, a predicted model, not a curated record
GCGGUUCUUACCAUCCCGUGAUGCCUUAGGUUAGAUGCCGUUGGAACUUGGCGGUCAGAUUAAGAUCAGGCGGCCCCGAAAGGGCAAUGAUUACCGUGCGUGACACGGGAGAGACACAUUAUUCAUACCCAGACUAUCUAUCCCGUAACUACCCAAUAACUAUGGAGUAAUACAUGUGAAACCGUGCUCAUAUUGGGUAUCAUCAUUACUUAUUCUUGCUGUUCCUGUGGGAGAAGCGUGAAAGGUGAAGGUGAAGAGUGCCUUUUAGUAGUGAACGGUGCUGUGUGAACUGUGGACCGGGCACGAGUGAUGAAUGGCGGGGAAGAAGCCGGGCCAAAACAGAUCGCCGAUAUCAUUGAAACCAACACACACCGCAACUACCAAGGGGGCAAGGUAUGAGCUCCAUCAAGGCAAGGAGUAUACUGUACUGUGUAGCGGCCUGAAUCAUUGGAUAAGAAAACUCAUCGUCAAGUUUCAACAUCACGACCAUGAGAUCACGGGGGCCGCAUUCCGCUGCGCAUUCCAUUCCAACACCUGCAUUCCGUUCCAACUGCCUGCGCAAUGGACGUUGUAUACAGGAUCGAUAGGCAGUGAGGCCUCUGCUUCUUGUCUCUUGUCCCUUGUCUCUGUCUCUCGGGCGUUGUGUGUUGCGUUGCGCGUUUUCAACGCACGUUUUCAAGAGGCCACCCCCGAGGGGCACGGAAUGUACUGUACUCCAAAGUACCUAAAAACUCUCAAGCCGGGCUCAGUCGUUGGGCGAGAGAGGUCCCGCGUGUUUGGGCAUCCUGCGCCGCUCGAACUCCUGCGGUGACAGCAGUGUGCACUCUGCAGAGCGGUGUACGUCUGCUGCGAGGUAGCGUAGUAGCACAUAUGCAGAGCGCAUGGCUAAAAAAGGAAGAAAAGGAACACGUCGGGAGCCGGGGGCCUCGGGGCGAGUGGGGUGAUUGGCGGAGGCGUGAAGAAGGAAAAA